AUGAACUUCCCUGUUCCAUGGCGAUGCCUCCUUCCUCAAGAGGCUGUCGACUUUGUCACAUACAACAACAACGAGAUCUUGGCAAAUCUGUCUGACAACACAGGGGCUUUGAUCGAUGUCUCUGGCAGUCGAGAUACACCGAGCCGCUUGAGCGAUCGGAUUGUGACCAUCAGUGGGCAGGCUGAGCAGAAAGCCCGCGCUUGCUUGGGAAUCGUCCAAAAGCUCCGAAAGCUGCAGGAUCUUCUGGACAGCGAGAUUGGGUUCUUCGUCAUCAUCGUCCCGGCAACAGCUAUUCCCGUAAUCGUGGGAAUCAAAGGAGCAACUAUUGCCGAGGUGUUGGAGGGGACUGGUGUCGAGAUCAGCAUUGGCAAGGAAAAUGUGAUGGGCAUGCCCGAUACGCCAAUAGGCUUGGAGGGGACGGCAGAGCAGGUGACAACUGCAGUGGCCAACAUCCACAAGGUUGUGCAGGACAUGGCCGAUCGUGGCAGGCUACUGCCUGCAGAUUUCAAGUACCGGCCAGAGAAGGCUGCUGCUCAGCUGGCUGCGGGUGCUGGAGCGCACUUGCCCGAAGUGGCGCUACCGCCCGUGGACCACAACCUCUUCUAUGGCAUGGACCCGACGCAGAACUUUCGAACGAAGGCCAAGAUCGUCGUCGAUACUGGGCUGGCAGGAUGGCUGAUCGGCAAAGGUGGCCGCACCAUUCGUGAGAUGCAAGAGAACAGCGGCGCGUUUCUUCACGUCAUACGCGAGGAGGAGCCCACUCCACUGUUGAAGCCGGGCGAUCGGCUCAUCGAAGUCUGUGGGCGCCUGGAGCGCAAGCUGGAGGGAAUCCAGGUUGUGCUGCGGACAGCAGACAGCAUGCCGGGCAAUGCACCGAGAGAGACGCGCAUCAUUGUGCCUGAAGUGCUUGCAGUGCCACCGAUCAUGGAGCAGGUUGCUUCGGCAUACAACAGCUGCGUUGUCGAGAGGGAGCCUGGUCCAGCAUGCGAUGGAGAAGCCAUGCUGCUGAUUGCGGGGCCCAUCGCAUCCCGCAUCCAAGCGAUUCAGGACUUCAUGUCCAAGACGGACCGCGCGCACAUCGAGGGCAUUGUUGUGGCAAAGAGCAUUGACGGUGAGAUCGUCGGCAAGGAUGGUCGAGCGAGGCGAGAAAUCCGAGAGGGCUUGGGUUAUGCGCCCAUCAACCCUCCUCCGCCGAGAGAGCCAUCACCGUGGUUACUGCGAGACCCACAGCCACGAAGUCUUCAAGGCGAGACAGCGCCGCAGGAAGCGAGGGCACCUCCACACCACGAGGCUGGGAAUCGAUUUUCUCAGCCUCCUCUGGAGCCCCCGGAGCCCUCCCGCAAGAAUGGCGACGCAAGCGUCGGUGAGCAGAGAGCUCCCAGAAGGGAGGGCGAAGCAGGGGACCCAUGGCCUGUUGAGGACCAGCAGGCGGUCGGUGGGACGAGACUCGCCAAUGAGACGCAUGCGGGUAUGCGUCAGAGUCAACACACCGACCUGCGACGCCAACAAUGGCCCGAGACGGAACCUUUGCAGCCGUCGGUUCUGGAACAGCCAUACUACAAGGACAUCCAGCAAGUCGACGAUGCAGGAUCAACAGCCUGGGAGCAGGAGUCGAACGACCUCUCUUCUUUGGCCGGUCAGUUGCCUGACAGCAGGCUAGGCCAGGAAAGAGAGAUGUUUGCAAGCUCAGGGAUGAGUCAUGACAGACUGGCAAGACCGUCCGGCAUUGAUGAGGCCAUGAAGGCUGCAGUCAUGUCUGCCAUUGAUGCCGCACCGGGGGUGGAGGCACUGUUGCAGAACAGUUCAUCCAUCGGCCACUUGCGGGGCACACUGUCCGUCCUCCUAGCCAGUGACAUUCUCUUCUCCACGCUUGUUCCUGGCGGUCACAUGCAGGAGCUAGCACAGAGAUGCCAGGUUCACAUCGACAUCGUUGCCGACGCAUCCCUACCUGCUUCCCUGAGACAGGUGGUCUUGACCGGCUCACUGGCCAGCAACGCUGCAGCUGCCUACUGGCUCCAGGUCGGGACAGCUCGUCACCUUGCCACGGCCACGCCUUACGCGCCCAAGUGA
This is a messenger RNA of Symbiodinium natans, 2070 nucleotides long. The record is from the annotation of a GenBank genome assembly. NCBI's taxonomy places the organism in Eukaryota, Dinophyceae, Suessiales, Symbiodiniaceae.